AGGAAGCUCCUGCUCUCCGCUGCCCAUGUUGCUUCUGUGCAAACAAAUGCAGCCUCCCUGUGCCGGCGGAUCAUUGUGUGUGCAGGAUUAGUGAAUGAGCUUAUUGGUAGAGGAGUGCAAGGCUGGAAGUGUGCGGAGCAAUUCUACCUCCUCAGUCACAGCAGGGUCCAGCGCCUGUAUCUCCUCCUCCUUUUCCAAGUGUUUGGCUGCUGAGCUGAGCCAAGUCCCACAGUGAGAACUGCCAGUGACAGAAUAGGGCUGGGCUCAUCAGUGCAGUGCUUGUGGGACUACUGAAUUACACCGAGGAGUAUCUCUCCCCCCAACUGCACACCUACAUCCCAGGGAAUACACGGCCUGCUGUGGAAACUAAAAAAAGGAACAUAAGAAAUGACUGAGGUUGAGCUAUAGGUUGUAAAGGCUGCCGCUGCAGUUCCCUGGAAUAUCCACAGCCUCCAAAAGUCAUCAGAGAAAUCACAUUGCCUGACCCUCCCUAAGGACAAGUUUGUGGACCACUUUGCAGUAGCCUCGCCGUCUCUUUCUGCAGCUUUUUUUGGGGAUUCCAGGAUGGUAACCAGGAGCUGCCAUUUAUUUGACACCGCCAUCAGGAUAUGUGGUGCCCUGUGAAGCAGUUUUGGGGAUCAUUCAUGGAUCGUAGAGUACUGAGGACUAGAUGUAUCUAUGAAGGAUCGGUGGGCUUACAGGUUUCUUUCUGGGCUCUGUCACCUUAAGGAAAGAUAAAGUUUUCUACUUAUUGCCAGUCCCCCCUGACUACCCUGCUCCCCCACUGUUGGAUUUGGGAUUUCUCCUACAUUGGGAAACAUGGGCUUUCUGGUGGCUCCCCUGCUGUGUGGAUUGUUGUGCUGUCAGGUUUGGGGAUCCCGCCUCCGUCAAGAAGAUUUCCCCCCGCGAAUAGUUGAGCAUCCAUCGGAUGUUAUUGUAUCAAAGGGAGAACCAACUACCUUGAACUGCAAAGCGGAAGGGCGGCCUACACCCACCAUAGAGUGGUACAAAGACUUAGAAAGGGUUGAAACUGACAAGGAUGACCCCCGCUCACAUAGAAUGCUACUGCCAAGUGGAUCUUUAUUUUUUUUGCGCAUUAUCCACGGCCGCAAGUUUAAGCCAGACGAAGGAAGUUAUGUCUGUGUGGCAAGGAACUAUCUUGGAGAGGCUAUGAGUCGAAAUGCAUCUCUGGAAGUAGCAUUGCUCCGUGACGACUUCCGGCUCAACCCUACAGAUGUUGUUGUGGCAGCCGGGGAACCUGCAAUUUUGGAGUGUCAGCCCCCCAGAGGACAUCCUGAACCAACCAUAUACUGGAAAAAAGACAAAGUUCGAAUAGAUGAUAAAGAUGAAAGAAUUAGUAUUCGAGGAGGAAAGCUGAUGCUCUCCAAUACAAGGAAAAGUGAUGCAGGCAUGUACACUUGUGUUGGGACCAACAUGGUUGGAGAAAGAGAUAGUGACCCAGCAGAGCUAACAGUCUUUGAACGCCCCACAUUCCUCAGAAGGCCAAUUAAUCAAGUUGUUUUAGAGGAUGAAGCUGUAGAAUUUCGAUGUCAGGUCCAGGGGGACCCACAGCCAACUGUCCGGUGGAAAAAAGACGAUGCAGAUUUGCCAAGAGGAAGAUACGACAUCAAGGAUGACUAUACUUUGAGGAUUAAGAAGGCUUCCGGCAGCGAUGAAGGGACCUUUACAUGUAUUUCUGAAAACCGGGUUGGGAAAAUAGAAGCUUCAGCCACACUUACAGUGAGAGUUCGCCCUGUUGCUCCUCCCCAGUUUGUAGUCAGACCACGGGACCAGAUAGUGGCACAAGGUCGGACAGUAACGUUUGGAUGUGAAGCUAAAGGAAAUCCUCAACCAGCUGUUUUUUGGCAAAAGGAAGGAAGCCAGAAUUUACUUUUUCCAAAUCAGCCUCUUCAGCCCAACAGCAGGUACUCAGUGUCACCAACUGGAGAGUUAACCAUCACCAGCAUUCAGCGUUCAGACGCCGGCUAUUACAUUUGUCAGGCGCUGACUGUUGCUGGAAGCAUUCUGGCCAAAGCCCAGCUGGAAGUGACUGAUGUUUUGACAGAUAGACCACCACCAAUAAUUCUGCAGGGUCCAGCCAAUCAAACUCUAGCAGUUGAUGGAACAGCACUGCUGAAAUGUAAAACUACAGGGGAACCAAUGCCAGUCAUAAGUUGGUUAAAGGAGGGAUACAAGGGAUUCAUAGGGCGAGAUACAAGAUUAUCCAUUCAAGAUCAAGGGACAUUGCAAAUUAAAGGUUUAAAGGUUACGGAUUCUGGCACCUACACUUGUGUGGCUACUAGCUCUAGUGGUGAGACAACAUGGAGUGCUGUUCUGGAAGUGACAGAAUCCGGUGGUGCAAUAAUUAGCAAGAACUAUGAUUUCAAUGACCUUCCUGGACCUCCAUCAAAACCUCAGGUUACAGAUGUCAGUAAGAACAGUGUUACACUCUCAUGGCAAAUGGGAUCACCAGGGAUUCUGCCUGUGGCGUCCUAUGUCAUUGAGGCCUUCAGUCAAUCUGUCAGCAAUAGUUGGCAAACUGUGGCCAAUCAUGUGAAGACAACUAUUUACACUGUUAAAGGACUGCGCCCAAACACAAUAUAUCUCUUUAUGGUGAGAGCUAUCAAUGCUGAAGGACUUAGCGACCCAAGUCCAAUAUCAGAUCCAGUGCGUACACAAGAUAUAAGCCCGCCGGUUCAAGGAGUAGAUCAUCGGCAAGUGCAGAAAGAACUUGGAGAUGUCAUUGUACGGUUGCAUAAUCCAGUUGUUCUGACACCAACAACUAUCCAGGUCACCUGGACGGUCGACCGACAAUCCCAGUUUAUCCAGGGAUACAGGCUAAUUUACCGUCAGACUUCUGGUCUGCAGACUCCAUCUGCGUGGCAGAGCUUAGAGGUCAAAGUGCCUGCAGAGCGUAGCGCAGUGCUAACCAACCUGAAAAAAGGAAUUACUUAUGAGAUUAAGGUUCGACCUUAUUUUAAUGAAUUUCAAGGAAUGGAUAGUGAGUCAAAGUCAGCCCGGACAACUGAAGAAGCCCCAAGUGCUCCUCCACAGUCUGUUACUGUUAUGACAGUGGGAAAUAACAACAGCACCAGUAUCAGCAUCUCAUGGGACCCCCCUCUGCCUGACCACCAGAAUGGACUUAUUCAGGACUACAGGAUCUGGUGUCUGGGUAAUGAGACACGGUUUCAUAUCAACAAGACAGUGGAUGCUGCUAUUCGUUCAGUGGUUAUUGGUGGACUAUUUCCCGGAAUUCAGUACUGUGUUGAAGUUGCAGCAAGUACAGGUGCAGGCACUGGGGUAAAAAGUGCCCCCCAGCACAUACAGAUAGGAAAUCGCAAUGAAGUUGUGAUCACCGAGAACAACAACAGCAUAACAGAGCAGAUAACUGAUGUUGUAAAACAGCCGGCAUUCAUUGCAGGAAUUGGCGGUGCCUGUUGGGUAAUUCUCAUGGGCUUUAGCAUUUGGCUUUACUGGAGAAGAAAGAAGAGGAAGGGUCUCAGCAACUAUGCCGUUCAGUCUUUCACCUUUACCCCUGCAGAUUCCCCAGAUACAACCAUGCACCACAAGGUUGCACUUGGCACAAAGAAGGGGAGCUGGCACAAAACAGUCACAUUCCAGAGAGGAGAUGGGGGGCUAAUGAGUAAUGGAAGCCGUCCUGGGCUUUUAAAUGCAAAUGAUCCAAGUUACCCUUGGCUGGCAGACUCCUGGCCAGCUUCCAGCAUGCCCGUGAAUAGCAGCAGCAAUGGACCAAAUGAUCUUGUUAAUUUUAGUUGUGGAGAUGUGUUGCCAACAGUUCCAGGUCAAGGAGAGAAAACAGCCACUAUGCUUUCUGAUGGAGCCAUUUACAGCAGCAUUGAUUUUACCACAAAAUCUAGCUAUAACUGCCCAGGACAAAUCACACAAACCACGCCAUAUGCUACUACGCAGAUACUACAUUCCAAUAGCAUUCAUGAGCUGGCAGUUGACUUGCCUGACCCACAGUGGAAAACCUCCAUUCAGCAGAAGUCUGAUCUCACUGGAAUGGGCUAUUGCAUUACUGACCAAGGCAAAGGAAGUAAUGCCUUACUUUACAUCCCUGACUAUCGAAUGGCUGAGGGAUUGUCAAAUAGAAUACCCCACAACCAGUCACAGGAUUUCAGCACCACCAGCUCUCACAACAGCUCAGAGAGAAGUGGCAGUCUUUCAGGUGGAAAAGAGGGAAAAAAGAAGAAAAAUAAAAACAGCUCUAAAGUUCCUAAAAACAAUGGAUCCAACUGGGCCAAUGUUCCUCUACCACCUCCUCCAAUACAGCCACUGCCAGGCACUGAAAUAGAACAUUAUGUCAUUGAUCACCAGGAAACAGGCUAUGACAGCAAUGGAUGGUGCCCACCUUUGCCAGUACAAACCUACUUACAUCAAGGAUCAGAUGAUGAACUUGAAGAAGAUGAUAGAGUUCCAACACCUCCUGUCCGAGGGGUGGCAUCUUCACCCGCCAUCUCGUUUGGACAACAAUCAACAGCAACACUCACACCAUCACCACGUGAAGAAAUGCAGCCCAUGCUUCAGGCCCACCUGGAGGAAUUGACAAGAGCUUAUCAGUUUGACAUUGCGAAACAAGCUUGGCAUUUACAGAGCAAUAACCAGCCUCCAUUGGCCCCAGUUCCACCACUUGGAUAUGUGUCUGGGACAUUUAUUUCUGAAUUAGAAAAAGAUAUUCCAGAUCAAGAAGAAUAUGAAAUUGAAGAUGAAUCUUUAGAAAUAACAAGGCCACUCCGAGGUUUGGAACACACUCCAGGUUCUAGCAUGGAUAAUCUUGACAGUUCUGUGACAGGCAAAAUGAACUCUUUUUCUCAGAGACCACGGCCAGCCAGUCCCUUUUCUACUGACAGUAACACAGCUGGGAAUCACAGUCAGAAGUCACGGCCCACUAAGAAACACAAGGGAGGCAGAAUAGAUCAGCAACCCAUGCUUCGCAGAGAAGGGAUUGCAGAUGAUUUGCCUCCCCCUCCUGAUCCUCCACCUUGUCAAAGCUUAAGACAGCAAGUAGUACCCAAUCAACGUGGUGGAGGUCCAACAGAAAGAAAAGCAAGUUCUCUUGAGAGGCACACAUCAAAUAUGAAUGAUGCAAAAACUUCAUUAGACCGGCACGGUAGAACAUCCUUAGAACGGCAGCGACAAACACAAGAAUGGCUUGGCUCGACAGAAAGGCAGAACAUGCAGACAUUUGGAUCUGAAGAAAUACUAAUGCCGUACAGUAAACCUAACUUCCCAUCUCCAGGAGGGCACAGCUCUUUAGGAACAGUCUCUUCAAAAGAAUCAACUGGACCCAGAAAAGGGGAGGUUUUGAGAGGUCACCAACGUAAUGCCAUUGACUUUCUUGAUGUAGGAUAUUUGGGGUCAAACAGUCAAGGACAGUUUACAGGUGAAUUAUAGUACUGAAAGGAUACAUCACAAGCUGCUCUAAAGCCCAACUGGCCUGGACUGAUGAUCGUGAUGACAUGGAGCUAAAACCCAGUGCAAUGAACACUUUCGUUAUUUAUGUACUAUUGGAAGGACUGUAAAUGCAAUGUAUAGACACAAAGUCACACAUAUCCCCACAAAUAUUUUGCCUUUCUGUUUUUUGAAUACACCAUCCAACCUUAACUAUUUCUUGCCAGGAAUACACAAAAGAAGAAAAAAGAAAUCACACCAAGGAUAAAAGAAUUUUGCUUUGUAUAUAAUUUCGUUUGCUGCAUUGCUAUGCAAGCUUGCCAUAUUUUAGCUCCGUUCAGUCGUCUGUUCUUAUUGUACUAUUGUACUAUACUGUAUGUGAAUUAAUAGGCUGUGGCGCCAUAUAAAAACUUUUUUUGUUUAAACUGUGUAACAUUCAUGUUUUCCAUUUUUGCACUGCAAAUUUUUUUUUAUUUUUUUUGACGAUAAGCACAAAACUUUACUCCUUGUGACAUGAAGAAAAGAGACUGUGAAGGGAGUUUCUGUAUUGUACAGUAGCACUGCCUCCAGGCAGCCAAGUAAAACGCCAUGAGAUGGAGUUCCACUUUAAAUGAAGGGGGGGUGGGGAAAAAGCAUAACAAUUGAGAAUUGUUUUGAAGAGCAAGGAAAUAUAAUAAGCAAUAUGUCAUUUUUGCUUUGAAUAUGGUGAAAAUCAUUGUCAUUUUAACUAAAAUGAAAAGCUGUAUGAAUACAUGUGAUCACAUGCUGGUGUGUAUCUUCAUCUUUUGUAUGUGUAGAUAUGGAUGGAGCACACUUUAAUAAUGCAUCUGACUUAUACAGCAAGCUCCCCAUUCAUUUUUGUAAAAAGAGGGGUGUCUGUGUUCAAAAUGCAUCAAUAAAGCCUGCUCCUGCUUUGUAUAUAUGCAUACACAAAGCAUUUUCAUGCCGUCACAUUGGUAAUUCGUUUCCAAGUUGUUUAAUGCAAAUAUUGAUUAAAUUAAUUACCAUUUUUACCACAAUAAUAAAGUAAAUUAUUAAAAACACUA
Molecule: messenger RNA, 6458 nt
Organism: Xenopus laevis (African clawed frog)
Lineage: Eukaryota; Metazoa; Chordata; Amphibia; Anura; Pipidae
Gene: robo2.S
Product: roundabout guidance receptor 2 S homeolog
Exons: 31
Coding region: 820-5415 (1531 amino acids)
Source: RefSeq, a predicted model, not a curated record